Messenger RNA from Aspergillus fumigatus Af293, 1065 nucleotides. RefSeq names its product hydroxymethylglutaryl-CoA lyase. Gene Ontology annotation, biological process: L-leucine catabolic process; ketone body biosynthetic process. Lineage: Eukaryota; Fungi; Ascomycota; Eurotiomycetes; Eurotiales; Aspergillaceae. Gene Ontology annotation, molecular function: hydroxymethylglutaryl-CoA lyase activity. The record is from RefSeq and is a predicted model, not a curated record.
AUGGCUUUCCGACCGAGAUUGAAUCUCUUCUCUACCUUUCGAGCUGCUCCACCUGCUCGACUCUUCGCGACAGAGGCGCGGCUAACCUCGGACCAUGUUCGCAUUGUUGAAGUAGGUCCACGAGAUGGUCUACAGAACGAAAAGAAAUCUAUACCGCUUGAGACGAAGCUGCAGCUCAUCGAGAAGUUGGCGAAGACGGGAGUGACGACCAUUGAGGCGGGAUCUUUCGUACCUGCAAAAUGGGUUCCACAGAUGGCUAGCACUGCAGAAAUCUGUGAGCAUCUGCUCCGAUCACCGCCCCAGUCGCAGCAUGCUAUUGCUUAUAAUUACCUGGUACCGAACGUCAAGGGGCUUGAGUCUCUCAUCAAGGUUAUGGAUGCGACGUGUUCUACAGCAGAGACACCAGGCUCAGCUACCAAGCCUCCAACAACUACUGAAAUCUCACUCUUCGCUGCAGCAACUGAAGCAUUUUCCAAAGCCAACACCAAUUGUACCAUUGCAGAGUCACUCGAGCGGAUCCGCCCCAUCGUAGCGUUGGCCAAGACGAAAGAUAUCAGGGUCAGAGGAUAUGUUUCUGUGGCGUUGGGCUGCCCAUAUGAAGGUCCAGAUGUUCCCCCCUCCAAAGUCGCGGACAUCACGGCUACACUUCUUGAAAUGGGCGCUGAUGAAGUGUCGGUUGCCGACACCACUGGUAUGGGAACGGCUCCACGGACACUUGAGCUCCUGCAAGCACUCAAGGCUGCCGGUAUCGCAAACACAGAUCUGGCACUUCAUUUUCACGAUACGUACGGCCAAGCCCUCGUGAAUACCAUAGUGGGCCUGGAGCACGGCAUUCGGAUAUUCGACAGCAGUGUCGGAGGUCUCGGUGGCUGCCCUUAUUCUAAGGGUGCUACUGGCAAUGUAUCGACCGAAGAUCUUAUCCACACGCUGCAUGGACUUGGCAUGCAUACUGGAAUCAACUUGGAAGAGAUGUCCAAGAUUGGCUCCUGGAUUAGCAGCGAGCUGGGCCGGUUCAAUGAGAGCCGGGCGGGAAAGGCAAUUCUUGCGAGAAUUCAGGAACAGUGA